Molecule: messenger RNA, 1169 nt
Organism: Misgurnus anguillicaudatus (oriental weatherfish)
Lineage: Eukaryota; Metazoa; Chordata; Actinopteri; Cypriniformes; Cobitidae
Gene: mtx1b
Product: metaxin 1b
Biological process (GO): mitochondrion organization
Cellular component (GO): cytoplasm; SAM complex
Source: RefSeq, a predicted model, not a curated record
ACAGUUGCCAAUAGCAACGACAGAGCUAGGAUACGUACUUCCGGGUGAAAUGUCACUUAAAAGUCUUUCCAAUAUGGCUGCCCCCUUGGAGUUGUACUGUUGGAAAGGCGACUAUGGAUUACCUUCAAUAGAUGUCGACUGUUUAAUUGUGCUGGCCUACGCCAAGUUUGCAGGUGCACCGCUUAAAGUCCACAAAAUCACCAACCCAUGGAGAAGCCCUACAGGUACUUUGCCUGCUCUGAAGACCAGGGACGACGGAAGCCUCUCUCAACCCAGUAAGAUCAUCAUUCAUCUCAGGAAACAGAUGUACAAUGCAGACUACGACCUAUCGGCAAAGGAGGGCGCAGAUACGCUUGCUUUUGUGUCUCUACUGGAGGAGAAGUUGCUGCCAGCACUGGUCUACACAUUGUGGAUAGACUCUAAAAAUUAUGUGGACGUUACACGGUGCUGGUAUGCGGAAAACAUCCCCUUUCCUCUCAACUUCCUGCUGCCCAACCGCAUGCACAGCCAACAGCUGGAGAGACUGAGACUUGUGAGGGGUGACCCAGUCCUCGAACCUGGUGAACAGCUGGAGAAAGAGCUUUAUCGUGAUGCAUUUGAAUGUAUGACUCUCCUAUCGCAGAGAUUGGCCUCACAAAAAUUCUUCUUCGGAGAUUCUCCAUCAUCGCUGGAUGCGUAUGUGUUUGCACACUUGGCCCCUCUUUUGAAGAUCAAACUGCCUAAUGGAAAGCUCCAGCAACACCUUAACUCUCUGAGCAACCUACAGCAGUUCUGCACCAACAUCCUAACGCUCUACUUCCCUUCUGAUAUACAAGAUACUCCGGGUCGCAAGAUGCAUGUUCAGCCUGACGGUGGAGAUUUUGAAAAUGAGCCUAACAAGCGUCGUAACCAGAUCCUUUCUGUACUGUUUGCUGUGGGAGCCAUGCUGGGUUAUGCCGUCCUUACUGGCAUUGUUACCAUUAAACGUGAGCUGCCACAGUUGAGGAACUCUAGCCAUGAUGAUGAUGAGGGUGAUGAAGAAGAUGAGGACUAAACGAAAGUGGCAUGAGGAGACGUACAAACUAUGACCUCAUUUACUUUUAAUCUGUGUACCUUCAGGCAAGCCCCAUAUUGGUGCUUUUUAAAUUAUAAUUAUUGUUAAUACUAUUAUUAAAAAUAUUAUCCUCCAG